Messenger RNA from Schistocerca gregaria, 1812 nucleotides. Its product is annotated as POC1 centriolar protein homolog A-like. The record is from RefSeq and is a predicted model, not a curated record. The transcript is spliced from 6 exons. Gene Ontology annotation, molecular function: protein binding. NCBI's taxonomy places the organism in Eukaryota, Metazoa, Arthropoda, Insecta, Orthoptera, Acrididae. Bases 415 to 1437 code for a protein of 340 amino acids.
AAGUGGAGAGUGUUUUCGUUUCGACUGUGAAAUUCCCUACCGGGAAUUCAAAUUUUUCGUACAGAGCGCCAAUUUAUUGACAGAUCGAAGUUACGAAACACCAUGGUUACUUCAUCACGUAGCUGAAAUGCAUUUGAUUUUAAGACAGGCUGAUAUCACAACACCUGUAAUUCAUUGACUGGCGCCUCUGAAUGUCUUGUAAAAGCGGAGACGUAAAUAGUGGGCUGUUCACCCUUUCCGCAAUGAAACUGAAUUAGCACAAUCUAAAUGUUCGUUGCAAAAUUUUUAUUCGUGAUCGAUAUAUGUAAGCGUUAUACCUUCUUUCCUGAUACACACGUUGCGAGACUACCGACUACAUUAUAUCAAUGAAUAAAUUGUAACUCGUAAACUUAAAUUAUUGUUUUCUAAAAUAUAAUGGAUUUUACUAGAAAACAAGUAUUUGCCCCUGGAAGAACGUUUUCCUCAAUCCGUUCGACUUACAGAACCCAGCCAGAACCAGAACCAGCUGUUGAUGGAGAGAUAGUGAUCUCUCACACGAUGCAACUCAAAAAAGAGUUGUUGUGUGUAAAGUACACACCAGCAUCUGAAUAUAUAGCUGCUGGAUUUAAUGAUGGUCAGAUAGGCAUUUUUAGCUCACACCAAGGGAAGAAAUAUUUCCUGACAGAUGAUGAUAUAAGACAAUCUGGUUCCCCAAUUACAGAUCUUAAACACCGACUUUAUCAAGACACAGGAAAUAGAAGAACAAUCACUGCCACUUAUGUAGAUGGACGUGUUAAAUGUUGGGACUACAACAAGAACGAUUGCAUUUACACAAUUCCAGAGCACAGAAUUACACUUGGCCUAGCAUAUCAUCACAGCAAACCAAAAUUUGUUACUGUUGGUGAUGAUGCAAAAGUAUUUUUAUAUGAUGAAGAAACAAAAAAACAAGAAAUGUUUUUCCAGGCCAGUGAGUCACCUAUCUACAUGGAUGGACAUACUUCACGAAUAUUUGCUGCCCGCUUCCAUCCUCAGCUAAACUACGAGUUUAUAACUGGAGGAUGGGACAGUACAGUUCAGUUCUGGGAUAUGCGACAGCCACAUUCUAUCCGAUACCUUUUUGGAGCACAUGUUUGUGGUGAUGGACUUGAUAUUAGUAUAGAUGGAAAUGAAAUAUUGACAUGUUGCUGGCAGAAAGAAAAUCCUUUGCAACUGUGGGAUUACACUUCCGGAAAGUUAAUCACCAACAGCCAACCGGACUUGCAAAAUGCAAUGACAAAGGCAUCCAUCAAAGAAUUCUCACGGGGAGUUUAUUCUGUGGACUGGGGAGAGAUUCGGUCCAAAAAGCCUAGGCAUCGCCACCUUGCAACUGUUAAGGGAGCACCUAUGUCAAGGAAUGGCUAUCCUCUGAAAGUUGCAUUCUGUGCAGCCAAGAAAAUUUAUGAGUGUGACCUCAUUUAAGCUUAAUGCUGACGCUUAGAAACAGGUGAGGAGAAGGAGUGAGAAGUUCAAAUUCCAAAUAAAAAGAAAAAAAAUUAAUUCAAGCAAUAAACAAUAUAUGUAAUUAUUUAUACAAACUAUGGUACAAAAGUUUUACACAUAAAUCACAAGAAUGGAAACAUUUACACAAAAGUGGAGAAAACAAUAUUACAAAUGUGAGUGCACAUGAAACUUAUGCACAAUUUCCGAGUCGGCUGCAAGUUUGUAUGACUAGAACAGCCAGCACAGUGUUGCGCUUAGUCAUGGCUCUAUACUGCAGGCACUGGUAGGCAAUUUAAAUUUCCUCAGGUUUUAAAAUUGCAAACACUACCGUCAUAAAAAGAAAUAAACAUCUGA